Selaginella moellendorffii is the source of this 1264-nucleotide messenger RNA. RefSeq lists its product as uncharacterized. Gene Ontology annotation, biological process: regulation of phenylpropanoid metabolic process; negative regulation of cytokinin-activated signaling pathway. The transcript has 3 exons. The coding region runs from base 141 to 1232 and encodes 363 amino acids. The record is from RefSeq and is a predicted model, not a curated record. Gene Ontology annotation, molecular function: protein binding. NCBI's taxonomy places the organism in Eukaryota, Viridiplantae, Streptophyta, Lycopodiopsida, Selaginellales, Selaginellaceae.
GUAUGAGUAUGUCCCUGUUUCUUCGAUGCGAUUGAUCCUUUGUCUCGGUUUUUCCACCGCUGGCCGCCGCUAUACCAAUAUGCAGUAUAGUGCUCAAAGUAUAGCGGUCUAAGGCGGAAGAUCUGUGAGAUAGGAGCGAUAUGAGCGAUACCGAUCUCAUUCCCGGUCUCUGCGAUGAGCUUGCUCUUGAGAACAUCCUACCGAGGUUGCCAUGGUAUACUCGUCCGGUGUGCCGAGCAGUCUCCAACUCCUGGAGAGCUCUAAUGGACAGCGCUCUUCAAUACGACGCUCAUCUCCUUAACACCACUCGCAACUUCCAGCUCCCGCUCCUCCAAGACACUCCACUCGUGAGCCUGGGAAACGACUCCGAGGUACUCCAAAUUCUCAUUUUGGACAGAUCACAGGGGUCAUGGCGAAAGCUCCCACCGAUAGAAGGGCUCCCAGUGGGCCGAGCACAGAUGGUGGCGUGGUCCGGGAUGGUUUUCGUGUGGACUUUGGCUCCUGGCAAGUCCUGGUCACACUCGAGAGAUGUCAUCUUUAAGCUGGAUAUUGGCCGUGCAAAGUGGACAUGGGACAGGACGCCGGCUAGGAGGGCGAGUAACUGGUUCGACGCCAUCGCCUUUGGUGGCAAGAUAUAUUCCAGCUGGGAAUACAGGAGAUCUGUCUAUGGUAUUCAUCCUUCCGUCAAGCUGGACGUGAUAGUAUAUGAUAUGGAGACGGGAACCUGCGACACCAUUGAAAAAUGGUUUGUCUCGGGCGCUGGGGUGGUGCUCUCGCCGGCUGGAGACGAGAUCUUGUAUGGUUUUCACGAUAAAACGAUGGAACUUAUGCGCUACGAGGCUGCCUCCAAUGCGUGGAAAUCGCAAGAGCAGAUAACAGGGAAGCCAGAGUUCCGGGCCACGAAGGUGGUCUCCGGUGAUUGCUUUGAGCCUGCAAUGGAGGUGGGAACGAACGUCAUCUCUUACGGAGGGGAGGCCAUGCACUGGUAUAACUCAGCAGUGCAAGAGGCUUGGGUGGCGAUCGAGAAGUGGCCCAGGACGGACAGGUUUAAAGUGCUGGUGAUCCGUGGCGCGAUUUAUGCAAUCUCUAGGAUGGUUUAUUCGAGUGGAAGUUUGAAGCACUGUGAGAUUUUGAGAGGGAAGAUAGAUGUGGCAAACAGGAGGCUGGUUUGGGACGCAGUUGCGGACUUCCCCUUUCCUGUGACAAUCACUUGCUUUGUUAGAAUGGCUUGAAGUAAAAAAGAUAUUGUUGAUAUUUCUUUUUA